ACAGCCUGAGGGCUGCUGGGAUGCGAGCGGAGCUGGAGGCGCUGCCUCCCCUGGUGGUCCCGAGGCUGAGUAUGCGCGGCGAGGGCGAGGGGGGGGGGCAGGACCCCGGCCUGGGGGCUCUGAGGAGGAAGACCAGCCAACUCCUCGACAGCCUCCAGCACAUAAGUGCCAGCAUGAAGGUCGUCUCCUUGUGCCCCUCACAGCCAGCUGGAGGAGCCGCCGAGGUGAGGGCGCGACCGGCAGCUCAGCUCCUGGAGCAGGCAGCACAACUGCAACAGCUCAGGGACACCGUCAAUCGCAUCAAGGAUGAAGUGGAUCGUGUGUCGGCCGGCCAGAGGACGGGCACUCGCGUUCCCUCAGACUUUGCCACCUUCCCAUCGCCCGCCUACACCAAGGCUCGGGCGGAGCUGCCUGUGUACUUGGGGAAGGUAACGGUGCCGUGUGAGGAUGGUCGGGGGCAGCUUCACCGCAUCAUCGUCCAACAGGAGCAGCUCCAGCAGCUACACAGCCGCCUCAUCUAACCCCGGCAAAGCCCCCUCCCCAAUAUAGCCCCCUUGCAUACACUACCACCCUCGUAUAGCACCCCCACCCUGGCACAGCCCCCCCAUGGUCCCCCGGUACAGCCCCUCCCCCAAAC
Molecule: messenger RNA, 637 nt
Organism: Callorhinchus milii (elephant shark)
Lineage: Eukaryota; Metazoa; Chordata; Chondrichthyes; Chimaeriformes; Callorhinchidae
Product: dynactin subunit 1-like
Exons: 5
Coding region: 21-521 (166 amino acids)
Source: RefSeq, a predicted model, not a curated record